This is a messenger RNA of Peronospora farinosa, 1737 nucleotides long. NCBI's taxonomy places the organism in Eukaryota, Oomycota, Peronosporomycetes, Peronosporales, Peronosporaceae. The record is from the annotation of a GenBank genome assembly.
AUGCACGUCUACACUCUUCUGAUAGCUUCGACAGCUAUUGUGGCUCCUGCUUUUGCCGGCAGCAGCACCAACGCUCUUGGCACGGCGGAGACCCCUUCGGUUGCUAAUUCCAGCAAUCAGACGACCAUGACAACCGGCAGCGGUUCAAUGUCAUCGUUGCUUCCCACUGUUGAGCUCAACUACACUACAGUUCAGUCCCUCGGUGGAAACACCACCGUCGGAUACUACAAGUACCAGAACAUCCGAUUCGCCAAGGUGCCUACGGGCGAUCUUCGUUUUGCUGCACCAGAAUGGCCCGACGUCGAAACGGAGACCAACACUGGCACGAACCUCGCUAACGCCGAUGUUGACUGCUCGUCCAACGAGGACUGCUUGUAUCUCGAUGUCUGGGCUCCUGCCGACGCCGCCGAACGCAACCUGUCGGUGAUUGUCUGGACGCAUGGUGGCGGCUUCACGGGUGGCUCCAAGUUUCACGACACGCCGGAGGGUCUUUUUGACCUGUCCACGGACUUCAUCUUUGUCGCGUACAACUACCGUCUUGGUAUCACCGGACUGGCCUCGGGCCCCACAUACCAGCACGAAGGUGGCGAAGCCAACCUGUGUGUAUGGGACUCAACGCACGCGUUCAAAUGGGUGCAGAAAUACAUUAGCAACUUCGGCGGCAACCCGGACGACGUGACGGCCUUGGGGUUCUCUGCGGGCGGAUCGCAGGUGCUGUUCCAGAUGACUCGUUUCGGUGGCAACGCCCCUCAGCUCUUCCACAAGGCAUUUGUGAUGUCUCCCGACUACAUGCCAGGCAGCGCUGGUCAUCACCACAUUGAGCAAUUCUGGCAAAACGUGUCGUCCGUGGCUGGCUGCGACGACGGUCAGCUCGACUGCAUGCGUGAGGUGGACUUUGCUAAUCUUACUGAUGCAACGAACGAUGUCAUCAAAAAGUAUACGUAUGAAAUGCAGCCUCACGUGGAUGGGUCCAUUAUCCCGGACACGUACGAGGCUAGCCUGUACCAGGGACAAUUUAACUUCUCGGGUCCGUGCGUUAUCACGCACGAACAGCACGAGGCAAACUCUCUAGCAUACGACGGCAUCGACAAUGAAAAGGACAUUUCGACUCACCUGCGUAUUUUCUUCCCAACUAUCACGGACGAUGUGAUCGAGGAGCUGCUGGAAUUGUACCCAGAGGGCGACUACGAGAGCGCUGGUCUUCGUUUUUCAGACAUGAAGCAGUCGUUCGACUCAACGAGCAAAGUUAUGGCUUUGACACAUGCCUUGAAUAAUCAGACCUGGAGUGCUGAGGCUGCUCUUGGCACCGCAACGCACGGCACUGAUCAGAAAUACUACUGGUACAGCACGUACAAGUUGUUGACCUCAAUGGAUAACACGACCGCGACCACCACCAACGGUUCAUCUUCCUCUAGUACCUCGACGAUCUCUGUUGGUGAUGCCGACGAUACGGAAGUGAUGGGCAGCAAUUCCAUUGGAGGCCCUGGUAGCGCAGGGGACGCGGGUGAUAGCUUAUCGGUGAACACAACGAUUGCAAUUACAAUGCAGAAGUAUCUGCUUUCUUUCGUGCUCACAGGCAACCCCAACACCAUGUGGGCGGAAGAUAAAAUGUACUGGCCACUGUACAACGAGUCGAGUGUUGGAUCACACAUCGUGUUCAACAACACGUUUACAAUUGGUGAUGAUGACUUAACCAACUCGAAGAGCCUGUUCUGGAACAAGGCACUGUGGUACUAG